Molecule: messenger RNA, 2691 nt
Organism: Phycomyces blakesleeanus NRRL 1555(-)
Lineage: Eukaryota; Fungi; Mucoromycota; Mucoromycetes; Mucorales; Phycomycetaceae
Exons: 6
Coding region: 1-2691 (896 amino acids)
Biological process (GO): proton export across plasma membrane; regulation of intracellular pH
Cellular component (GO): plasma membrane
Molecular function (GO): ATP hydrolysis activity; P-type proton-exporting transporter activity; ATP binding
Source: RefSeq, a predicted model, not a curated record
AUGCUAGCUACUCACGAAGAGGCUAUACCCUUAAAUCCGUCCCAACCCUCUGAUAAUCAAGAAAAAGGAGGAUGGGUAGACGAAAUACCUCCUCAUCUUGAACCCUAUCUUCACACCAUACCUACCCAAGGUCUAUCCGAAAGUGAAGUUGCCGAACGACAAACUCGAUUUGGAAGAAAUGAACUGAUUGAAAAGAAACGAAACAAGAUAGCCCACUUCAUGUCAUUUUUUACUGGUGCGAUCGCCUACCUGAUGGAAAUAUCGAUUAUCUUGACAGCUAUUACAAACGACUGGAUCGACUUUGGAAUUAUUCUGGCCAUGUUAAUCAUCAAUGCCAUGAUUGGCUACAUCGAGGAAUCCAAAGCUGAAUCAGCCGUAGCUGCACUCAAGAACAGUCUGGCACUAAAAUCGAGAUGCUGGCGAUCGGGACGUUUGACAGAAAUCGAAGCAAGAGAUAUAGUAAUUGGCGAUAUAAUUGUUCUCCGUUUGGGAGAUAUCGUACCUGCCGAUGCCCGAUUACUUGGUCUGGGAUCCACUGGUGAAACAGCUGAAUCUGAUUUACUGGUGGACCAGAGUGCACUCACUGGCGAAUCUUUACCGGCUCGGAAAAAACUCGGAAGCAUAGUCUACUCAUCAUCUAUUGUCAAACAAGGCCAACAACUAGCCAUUGUUGUGCGCACUGGCCACCACACAUUUAUCGGCCGAGCUGCCAGUCUGAUGACAGUUACUACGGACGCUGGUCACUUUCAGAAAGUCAUUAAUUACAUUGGAAACUUCUUGAUUGUUGCAUCUGUUGUAUUGGUUUCUAUUAUCUUUAUUUAUGAUCUGGUAGAACAAAAGGUCAAGUUUGGCGUUGUCACGAGCCAGCACGUAUUACAGGCACUCAAUGAAAUGGUGGUUUUAACUAUUGCAGCUAUCCCGGUCGGUUUACCUACAGUUAUGUCGGUCACUAUGGCUAUCGGAGCCAAGCAAUUAGCUAAACGACAGGUCAUUGUGAAACGACUGACAGCUGUAGAAGAACUUGCAUCAGUUUCGAUCCUUUGCAGUGACAAAACCGGCACACUUACUCUCAACGAGCUCACGUUUGAUGAGCCUUACCUCAAGGCACCCUUUGUAAAAUCAGACAUUUUACUCUAUUCUUAUCUGGCUAGUGAGCCUGCUACUCACGACCCCAUCGAAGUAGCAGUUCGAGCAGCUGCACAAAAGGGAAACCCAAAGAUCAGUCCAAACGAUUCUGGGCAUGCCGAAGGAUACCAUGUCACAUCAUUCAUGCCUUUUAAUCCAGCCGACAAGAUGUCUCGUGCAACCAUACAACACCUAGAGUCGGAAAAGGUGUUUAGGGUAGCCAAGGGUGCACCUCAGGUCAUUUUGGCUUUGGUGGGUGGAGAUUCUGAGGCAGAGCGUAAAGUGGAUGAACUGGCUAGCCGAGGCUUACGUUCGCUCGGUAUUGCAUGCACAAAGUUGGGCACCAAUGACGAGUGGCAGCUAGUUGGUAUGUUGAGUCUUAUUGAUCCGCCACGCCACGACUCGGCCGAUACUAUUCGCGAGUGCGCAAAGUAUGGAAUUUCGGUCAAGAUGAUUACUGGCGAUCAGACAAGUAUUGCUAAAGAGGUUGCAGGUCGUUUGGGUAUGGGUAACUCUAUAAUGGAUGCCGAUCAUCUUGUCGAUCACAACAAGUCUGAACAAGAAGUGGCCGAAGAGUGCCUCAGAGUUGAUGGAUUUGCUAGAGUUAUUCCAGAGCACAAGUAUCGUGUAGUAGAAUUAUUGCAGGGUAUGGGAUACUUUGUAGCCAUGACUGGUGAUGGUGUGAAUGAUGCUGCUGCCCUAAAAAAGUCCAAUGUUGGAAUUGCUGUUCAUGGAAGUACAGAUGCUGCUCGGUCUGCGUCUGAUAUCGUAUUACUUGCACCCGGACUGUCUGCGAUUAUUGAGGGUAUCAAAACCUCUCGUAUUAUUUUCCAGCGUCUGCGCUCUUAUGCUCUCUACCGCAUUACAUCAACUAUACAUUUCCUGGUCUUCUUCUUUAUCGUAACCCUCGUAGAAGAUUGGCAGAUGCCCCCCAUAUUUUUGAUCCUGAUCUCUGUACUCAAUGAUGCGGCCACUUUAAUUAUGGCCGUCGAUAAUGUCAGCAUAUCUCUAAAGCCAGACAUGUGGCGCCUUGGACUUUUAAUUGUACUUUCUUGUGUCUUGGCGGUCGUGUUGAGCAUUUUCUCGUUUGCACACUUUUACAUAUUUAGGGACAUAUUUCAUGUUACUCCCGGACAAUUGUCUUCAAUCAUGUACCUUCAUAUUUCUUCUGCUCCUCACUUUGUAAUCUUUUCCACUCGUAUCGAGUCUUUCUUCUGGAACAACAUUCCUUCCUGGCCAUUUACUUUGGUUGUGCUGGCGACCCAAUUUGUUGCACUGAUCUUGUCCGUGUACGGUGUAUUUGGAAAGAUACCGAAUGUAGAGCCAAUUGGGUGGCCACGCGGAAUGAUCAUUAUGGCGAUAUCGAUUGGCACAUUUAUGGUAGUUGAUCUAGUCAAGGUCUUUACGAUCCGGUUGUGGAAUCGUUUUGCAGAUAAACAAAGAAAACCAAAUAUUCCACAGGGUCGUGCUCAGCGAUUUCAGCAGCAGCAAAAUGAACAACAUUCACGUACGGGGUACGACAGAGCAGAAAGAAGAGAAUCUGUCAACUCUGUUAUAUCAUUUUAA